UGCGUUCUAAAUUAAGCGAAAUGAUGCCCUAUUUUACCUCUUCGGUGUAUUUAAUCGAAAAUGCUAAAAUAUUGCAAUUUGUUAUUGCUUCCCUUCAAAUGAUUUUCAAUGUUUGACCUUCUAAAUGUUGUUUUAUAGCUAGUAAUGCAUUGAGUAUUUGACAGCACCAAUAAUGUACUAAAGCGAAACAUUCAACAAGCAGUAGCCGCCAAUAAAUGCAAGUCGAAAUGCGUUUACUUUUGGCUGAAGUAUUCAGGUUCCAUGCUCGAUACGGCAAAAAAUCGAUUCGGUACUGCAGUUCAAUCCCCGCUAUGGAGAAACAGCUGGAGGUUGGUGGGCAUAAAAUUAAUUAUGUCGAAGCUGGCUCGGGCGAGAAGGGCGUAAUACUACUACCGGGAGCUCUCGGAACAGCUUGGACGGACUUUAAGCCGCAGAUUGAACAGUUGCCAAAGUUUCUACCGAACCAUAGGGUCAUUGCCUGGGAUCCACCUGGUUAUGGCAAGUCACGGCCACCUGAGAAGGAGUUUGGUUUGGACUUUUUCGAAAAGGAUGCUGAAGCUGCUGCCUGUUUGAUGGAAAAAAUCGGAUUCAAAAAAUUUUCAAUCAUUGGUUGGAGCGAUGGGGGAAUAACUGGUCUGAUUCUGGCUGGAAGAAAGCCUCCGCUGGUGGAAAAGUUGAUUAUUUGGGGUGCGAACGCAUACAUCACUAAAAAAGAAUCAGAGAUUUAUGAAAGUAUUCGCGAUGUUAACAAAUGGUCCGUACGAAUGCGUGAACCGAUGGAGCAGGUUUAUGGCAAAGAUGGGUUUCCAAGAAUUUGGUCCGCUUGGGUGGAUGGAAUGCUUAGAUUUUAUAAAGAACGCGAUGGGGACAUUUGCAAAGGGUCGCUGGAGAAUAUUAAAGCGCCGACAUUCAUCCUUCAUGGUGCGUUGGAUCCCAUGAUUGUUCCCCAACAUGUGCCUCAUUUCAUAAACACUAUUCCUGACACUGACCUACAUGUUUUUGUGGAUGGUAAACAUAAUAUUCAUCUAAAAUAUGCCGAGGAAUUCAACAAGCUCGUGAGUGACUUUAUCCGGAAAUAGUCUGCCAUUCUUUAGAUGUACAGAUGUACUUUGAAAAAGUACAGUUUUAAUUAUUUCUUAAGUUCAAUUGUUUUAUAUUAUUCAAAAAUAUACAUUCAAUUUAUCGCAUCUCUUA
Messenger RNA from Toxorhynchites rutilus septentrionalis, 1194 nucleotides. RefSeq names its product valacyclovir hydrolase. The coding region runs from base 216 to 1079 and encodes 287 amino acids. The transcript is spliced from 3 exons. The record is from RefSeq and is a predicted model, not a curated record. NCBI's taxonomy places the organism in Eukaryota, Metazoa, Arthropoda, Insecta, Diptera, Culicidae.